AUGACACAACCACCUCCUCCAAGGGACUCUCUUCGACCCUCCCCGCCACCACGUGCACAAUCCCACCAAUCCGGGACAAUACAUCAACACUGGAAUGAUCUUCCAGCCGGCUAUAUACCUUCGCCGACAUCCCUCUCUCGCUCUGCCUCUCGAAACUCAAACAUAACACCAACAGCCGGUGGUUCACGUGGCAUUAGCCCUCUCGGCCGGGCCACUCCAAUCGAUAAAUCACAAUCACAAUCGCAAUCCACAGAAGAACCUACAGAAACAACAAGGGAAGGUCAACAUGAGUUAUCAACCUUGCUUCCAGCGUUGUAUACUCUUCCGUCUACAUUGUCGCAGGCGGAGAGAACGCAGUUACAAACAAGGAUAAACAAGUCACUACUUCCGAAGACGGGGGAUGGUGGGACAACUGAUGAGCAGAAGGAAUGGAUUAGGGGGAUUUUGGAGAUGUUUGUGGUUAGCGGGGAGGUGGAUGGGAAGACUUGUAGAGAGGAGAUUGUGGGGUUUAUGAGGAGAGAAAGUGGGGUUGCUGGGUGGGCUGGGGGGUUGAGGAGGGUUGUUGAAAGUGUGAUUGCGAAAGAGGAAACGACUUGA
Molecule: messenger RNA, 597 nt
Organism: Orbilia oligospora ATCC 24927
Lineage: Eukaryota; Fungi; Ascomycota; Orbiliomycetes; Orbiliales; Orbiliaceae
Exons: 1
Coding region: 1-597 (198 amino acids)
Source: RefSeq, a predicted model, not a curated record